Rotaria sordida is the source of this 1038-nucleotide messenger RNA. Lineage: Eukaryota; Metazoa; Rotifera; Eurotatoria; Philodinida; Philodinidae. The record is from the annotation of a GenBank genome assembly.
AUGUCUCAGCAAAUAUCUCUAUGUGAACAAUGUCAUCAACAAUACACUUUAUUUCGACGAAAAAAACAAUGUAAUUUAUGUGGACAAAUAUUUUGUUCAAAAUGUAUUCAAAAACCAGGACCUUCUAUUGGAGUGAAUUGUUCACGUGCAUGUACAACGUGUUUAUUAAUUAUAAAUGAACAUACAACUAAUGAUCAAUUAGCAUCAAUACGUACAAAACAUCUUCGUGCUUAUCUUAUUUAUUCAAACAAAGUUUCUUUAAAUCAUCUUGAAUCUUGUUUUGAAAAACAAGAUUUAAUUAAUUUAAUUCAAUCAAAAAAAGAUCAAAUAUAUGAGCAAAAUUAUGUUUUUGUUGAACGACGUACAAUAACAAAUACUCAAACAUCAAAUCAUAAUACAACAACAGAAAAUAUUAAUCAUGAUCAACAAUCAACAGUCAAUACAGAUGAACAGACAUUAUCAUCAAAUAUUAAUUCUUCACUUCCAACAAAUGAGUCAGAAACGGAAACUUCUAUUGAAAGAUCAUCAUUAAAUAUUAGUUCUUCAAUUUCAACAAAUGAGUCAGAAACGGAAACUUCUAUUGAACGAUCAUCAUUAAAUGUUAGUUCUUCAAUUUCAACAAAUGAAUCGGAAUCGAAAGGUCCUAUUGAAUAUUCUCCUCCGAAUAUAAAUUCUAAUCGUAUAGCUCUUAAUGAUAUAUUAUCAUUAGAAUCAAUAAAUAAUUUAACAAUUCGACAAUUAAAAGAUAUUCUAAUACAAAAUUUUGUAUCAACAAAUGGAUGUGUUGAAAAAAAAGAUUUAAUUAAUAAAGUUGAAUUACUUUAUCGAGAUCAUCAAAAACAAAAAGAAUCAAAUAUAAAUAUUACUAAUGAACAAUCAGAUGAAAAUCUAUGCAAAAUAUGUAUGGAUGCGAAUAUCGACUGUGUAUUUCUUAAUUGUGGUCAUUUAUGUACAUGUAUACGUUGUGGUAAACAAUUAUCUGAAUGUCCUUUAUGUCGAUCUUAUAUAAUACGUGUCGUACGUGUUUUCAAAAGUUAA